This is a messenger RNA of Bacidia gigantensis, 318 nucleotides long. RefSeq lists its product as uncharacterized. Bases 1 to 318 code for a protein of 105 amino acids. The record is from RefSeq and is a predicted model, not a curated record. Lineage: Eukaryota; Fungi; Ascomycota; Lecanoromycetes; Lecanorales; Ramalinaceae. The transcript is spliced from 2 exons.
AUGCAGCUCCUCAGCAACAGCCUCCUUUUCCUCCAGCUCCUUGUCCUCACGGCAGCAAUGCCUGCUUGGAACCUAUUCUCGGCCCCUCGCAACACCUCGGAGGCUCUUUAUCUGGCUCAGGACACCGACAACACCUUGGACAAGCGGUACAACAACAACAAACUCUAUUGCCAGUGGGGGACAGAUACUCGGAUGGGCAUUUGCAAAAAUGUCAAAGGCUUUUUUGGCGAAAAGUAUAUCUGUGAUGCAGCAUGCAACUGCAAGAAUGGAAUACCAAUCAAAGAUCCGAAUGAGCACGAGGCCGGUAUCGACAAAUGA